AUGGCGGUGAAAUUUGUCACGUCUACAAAAAGCUUGGUGCUUCGGUAUUGGCCCAAAUGCAGCACCCCUCCUGUUGCCGCACGCUACCUGAAUUCCCCUACCCAUCCGAUCCGGCCCAAAAUUGUCGAUCUCUGCGGACAUCGUGAAAGAAACACAUUAUGGUGGCGGGUUUCGGUGACACAGCUCCAGCAAAGCAAGCGGGUGGUUCGCUCCUGGUGCGCGCGCAGAGUACGAAUCGCUGUCGAGCAGGCUUUGAGACAGCAAGGAUUGGAUAAGGUGGGGAACCCGCUCGUUUCUGAGUCUCCUUUGAGGAAAAAAUUGUCAGGAACCAUGGACAUCUACAUUCAGCCGCCGUGUGUGACAGAUGACUUCGAGAGAGUCCAGAAGGAUGCACAUCAUCUAAUAUCCUUGCUUCUGGAUCACGAAUCACCACGGAAAUAA
Penicillium egyptiacum is the source of this 441-nucleotide messenger RNA. Lineage: Eukaryota; Fungi; Ascomycota; Eurotiomycetes; Eurotiales; Aspergillaceae. The record is from the annotation of a GenBank genome assembly.